Sinocyclocheilus anshuiensis is the source of this 873-nucleotide messenger RNA. RefSeq names its product fibroblast growth factor receptor homolog 1-like. Bases 217 to 870 code for a protein of 217 amino acids. The transcript has 6 exons. The record is from RefSeq and is a predicted model, not a curated record. Gene Ontology annotation, cellular component: plasma membrane; signaling receptor complex. NCBI's taxonomy places the organism in Eukaryota, Metazoa, Chordata, Actinopteri, Cypriniformes, Cyprinidae. Gene Ontology annotation, molecular function: growth factor binding; vascular endothelial growth factor receptor activity; ATP binding. Gene Ontology annotation, biological process: cell surface receptor protein tyrosine kinase signaling pathway; angiogenesis; positive regulation of kinase activity.
UCUUAAUUCAUGGUUACGACUUAACUAAAACAGGGGAACAAUAUACAUUAAUUAAUUUGUACUUGAAAGUUGCAAUGUAACAAGCAUUCCCUCUCCACUUCUACUAUUAUUAUUUAUUUAUCAUUAAUCCAAGAAGAUUUGUCAAACUUGUACUGAAAUAAUGUAGUAGUUUCCAUCAUGUGACCAAAACAGUGUCUUGUUUCCUCAGAGCCGUAUAUGCUGAUCAUGGAGUUCAUGAGCUACGGAACCCUGCGCAGUUUUGUUCAGAAACACAAAGAUGAACUGAUUGCUGACCCUGAACUGCAGAGCCAGUUCACCAUCGCGUCCUACCACAUCGCCCUGGCCAUGGAGCACUUACGCUCCAAAAUGGUGGUGCACAGUGACCUUGCCUUAAGGAACAUUCUGGUGAGUCAAUUCCCAUGGGAGGUGAAGGUAGCAGAGUUUGGCCUGGCCAGAGACUUGACCCGUAUGAGGAGCAGACGCAGCAGCAGAAAAAAACAACACAAGGAGCGUGUGCCGCUGCGCUGGUAUCCUCCAGAAUACUUCAGGAACAACUACUACAGCUUUAAGGGAGAUGUCUGGGCGUUUGGUAUUGUGCUGUGGGAAAUGCAGACAUUCGGCACCUUGCCGUAUCCAAAUCUGAACACAUCUGAGGAAGUGGUGUAUAGUGUCUGUGCUGGUUAUAAGAACACUGUCCCCAAUACCUGCCGUCCAGAAAUAGAACAGGUCAUGCAAGACUGCUGGUUGGUUCCCUACACAUCUAGACCUACAUUUACAGACAUUGUCAAGAUCCUGGAGAGUAUGGUGGAGAGUGAUGGGGAUUAUGUGGACAUUGACAACCAAAGGAUCAUGAAUGCAGAAGAAAAGUGAAUU